AUGGCUGGGCGUACGCCCAGCCAUCCCUUCCCCAUCCUGUCCCCAACCACCACGCAAACAGGAAGAGCGUCGCAAACAGGAGAAAAUGAAAAAGACCAGAAGAAGUACGACUUAUUGGAAGAGCGUCUUCGUGCUAUCGAAGGAGUUGAUAGGUUUAGUACCAUGGACGCAACUGAGCUAUGCUUAGGGCCGGAUGUAUUGAUCCCUGCCAAGUUCAAGGUUCCGGAAUUUAAAAAAUAUGACGGAACAAAAUGUCCCAUGGCACAUAUUACCAUGUAUUGUCGGAAGAUGGCUGCACAGUCUCACGAUGAUAAGUUACUGAUCCAUUUUUUCCAAGACCGCUUGACUGGGUCAGCUGCUCGGUGGUACGUACAGCUAGAUCGAAACCGUAUUAAGACUUGGAAAGACUUAGCAAGAGCCUUCAUAGCUCAAUACAAGCAUGUGGCUGAAUUAGCCCCUGAUCGGUUGUCAUUGCAGACUAUGGAAAAGAAGCAAAGCGAGAACUUCAAGGAAUAUGCCCAAAGGUGGAGAGAUACAGCAGCGCAAGUUCAGCCACCUCUCACUGAUAAGGAGAUGACUGUUUUGUUCAUAAAUACCCUCCGAGCUCCAUUCUAUGAGCGCUUGAUCGGCAAUGCCACGAAAAACUUUGCAGAUUUGGUCUUAUCGGGAGAAAUAAUAGAAGGAGCUAUCAAAAGUGGAAAAAUUGAAGGGCAUGAAGUUGCCAGCUUAAAGAAAGGGAGUACGCCCAAGAAGAAAGAAGGGGAUGUGCAAGCAGUCGCUCAUGAUAGCCAACAAGCCCACAACUUUAACCCAUAUUACCCGUACCCCCCAUACCAACCCUUCUAUCCAAACAUAGGCAACAUCACACAAAACCCAUAUGUGUACCAACCUGUCCCGCAACCAACAUUUCAAACCAAUGUUCUUCCACAAACUCCACCACCAAGACCGGUAGCUUCAACCAAUAAUCCUGGCCAUGGUCAAAGAGGACCUAAAACUACCCUAGAAAGAUCAAACUUUGGUCCUAUUCCAGUCCCUUACACUACAUUGUUGCCACAACUCAUAGAAAAUCGACUCCUUGCUCGAACCCCUUUAGAACCACUCCGACCACCUUUCCCGAAAUGGUAUGAUCCGAAUGCACAUUGUGAUUACCAUUUUGGAAUUCAAGGGCACUCCACCGAGAAUUGCACUACUUUAAAACAUAAAGUUCAAGCGCUCAUUAAGGCAGGGCUUUUAAAUUUUGCCAAAAAAGACAGUUCGAGUGUUGAUGGGAACCCGUUACCUAAUCAUGGAAGACCGACUGUGAAUGCCAUACAUGAAGGGAUGAUUCGAAGAGUGAAAAAGGGUAUUGAUGAGAUUCAAACGCCAAUGGAUAAAGUGUUUAAGGCGUUGUCUAAGAUAAAUGCCAUCACUCCAGAACCCAUCGGCACAAAGAAAUUGGGGCAUGAUCUCGCUUAUUCUUGCAAAUUUCAUAUGGGGGCAAUUGGGCAUUCUAUUCAAAAUUGUGAUAGCUUUCGUCGUAAGUUGCAAGAAUUGAUGGAUUCAUCGGUAAUUGAGUUUUAUGAAGAAGCUGAAGAGAAUUUGGUCGGAACCAUAAAUGGAGACACCCCAGCUGAAGUGGCAUCAAGUUCAUUCGGGGGGAACAAACCUAAACCACUCACUAUCUUCUACGAAGAAAACAGAAGCCCGAUGAAUGAUACAUCCCCAACUAUGAUCAGAAGUGGUAUUACCAUCGAAGUCCCUAGUCCAUUCCCUUACAAGAGCGAUAAGGCUGUCCCAUGGAAUUAUGAGUGUAAUAUUUUGGGCACAGCUUCAUCCGCCCCUCAAGCAUCUUCUGAAGAUCUAACUGGUGUGGGGGGUAUAACGCGAAGUGGGCGAUGUUAUUCCCCUGAGAUAGCGGAAAGAGUUGGAAAGGGAAAACCAGCAUAG
Messenger RNA from Theobroma cacao (cacao), 1926 nucleotides. The record is from RefSeq and is a predicted model, not a curated record. Lineage: Eukaryota; Viridiplantae; Streptophyta; Magnoliopsida; Malvales; Malvaceae.